Molecule: messenger RNA, 2978 nt
Organism: Vollenhovia emeryi
Lineage: Eukaryota; Metazoa; Arthropoda; Insecta; Hymenoptera; Formicidae
Exons: 1
Source: RefSeq, a predicted model, not a curated record
AGCACUGUGAGCGCAUGUUAGACUGCAUCCCAAGAAUACUCAAUCUUUACGAGCAAAAGUACCUACAAUAUUUUACACAAUCGUUGUGUUUAAUGUAUCAGGUGAUGGAGAAAUUAAUGUACCCGACGUUUUAAACCCACAACCAGGAACAUCCAAUGCUGAUUAUUUCAUUUUUCCUAGUGUGUCGGGAAAUAAUGAAGUAUUAACUAUUGGUUCUCCUCUAAACGAAGAACAUGAUUUCCUUCCCAGCACAUUGCCGAAUGCUUCUACUGAACCUAUUGACGAUUGUGAAUAUAUGUUACUUGACGAGAAUUCAAACGAAGAUUUAAUAGAAGAAAUAGAUGACUCACUCUCGAUUGAAAGCCAAUCCGAAAGUAAUAAAAGUGAAUCAAAUUCAACACAUGAAAACGAAUCCGAAGAUGAAUCCAAAUGGCAUUUCAAUAUUGAUAAGAUGAAUGGUACCGUUGUAAUGUUUCCCGAAUCUCAUCUCACAGUAUCGGAUGUUUUGCUAAUGAUAGAAACGUAUGCAGUGACAAAAAAUCUCACACGCCAAAAUCAAGAUGACUUGAUAGAUUUCGUUAAGACUGUAGCUGGUCCUAACUUUGAAUGCUGGAAUGCAACUCAUUAUGCAAGAGGAAAAGUCUUUAAUCCACCUCGCGAUACAAUGACAUUACACUUCUAUUGCGAAACUAAAAAUUGUUACCAACUGUUAGCCUCAAAAAGUUUGACAGAAAAUAUCUGCCAUUUGCGAACUGAAUGUGUAUCUUGUAAGAAGCAGUAUACACUCUCUUCAGAAAGUUCGAAUCAAUUUAUGUCCAUUGAUGUAAAAUAUCAACUGAAGAUGAUGUUGAGUGAUGCAAGCAUACAAUCAGAUUUAUUGGAGACCCUUGAAUUAAUGAAAAAAACACCGAAUGAUGGAUUAAUACACGAUAUAUAUGACGGUCGUCUGUACAAGAAGGUUCAACAACUCUUACCGGGAGCUUUAACUUAUAAUGUGAACAUAGAUGGUGCUCCAAUGUUUAAGAGUUCAAAUCGUAGUUUCUGGCCAAUCCAACUCCACAUUAACGAAUUGAGUCCUCGUGUUCGAUUUCGUAACGUAAUACUCGGUGGACUAUAAUUUGUGACUUCUAAAGAGCCAAAGCCUGAAUUGAUGAAGUCGUAUUUAUCAAGUUUCAUCGAUCAGGCUGAAGAUCUGAUGAAUAAUGGAAUCAAUGUCACACUCCGAUUAACCGGAGACAAGGUUAAUUAUAAACUUUACUGCCUUCUACUAUGCAUGGAUACAGUAGCUCGUCCGGUUGUACAGUUUCGCGUACAGUACAAUGGACAUUACGGAUGCAGUUGGUGUUAUGCGUACGGAUUUUAUGAUGGCAGUGCAAUGCGAUAUCCAUUAUGUCGCACUGAUCCGAAAUUAAGGUCACACGAAAGUCAUUUACAAGACGUUGAGAAGGUCGAAAAGAUUCGCCGCGCCGGCUUAACAAUAAACGGCGUAAAAGGUCGGUCGGAAUUACUGAGGAUGAAUCAUUUUAAUUGUGUUUGGGGUCUCCCCAUAGAUUACAUGCACGGUGUAUUACUAGGUACAACCAAACAAUUAUGGGGCAUAUGGACUACGGCCUCAAGGAAUUGUUACUUAAAGCCAAGUGAUAGAGAAGAAAUAAACAAACGUCGAUCAAAAAUUAAACGACCGCAUGAAAUUCACAGGUUAGUAAGGCCGAUAAAAGAUACACCGAAAUGGAAAGCAUCAGAAUGGGAAUCUUGGUUGUUAUUCGACAGUGUACCAUGUCUACAAGGAAUACUCAACGAUGAAUGUUUCGAAUCUUAUAUUUUAUUCGUUCGAAGUGUUAAUACCCUGUUAAAAAGCGAGAUAAGUGAAGCAGAGUUUCAAAAAUGUGAAUACGAUUUACUUCAAUUUGUAGGACAGUGUGAAAUUCUAUAUGGAGAGGAAGUUAUGACAUUCAAUCUGCAUUCAAUGCUGCACCUAUGUGAAUCGGUAAGACAAAGUGGACCACUAUGGGCAAGUUCAACAUUUCCUUUCGAAAAUGGAAUUUUUCAUUUUAAACGCCACAUCAAUGCGCCUCACGGCGUGAGUCAUCAAAUUGCAAAUUCAGUGUUAAAGAAAAAAUUCAUUCAAUCACAUAUCGACGAUGCUUCACCGAUGCCUGCUUGUCGUAAUUAUUGUCAUAACUUAUUUAAACCUACGCAUCUGGUUAAAAACUGUGUGAAAAGUGAUAACGGUGUGACGCUGAUCGGUACAGGCCGAUACGACAAAGAGAUUGAAACAGUGAUAAUGAAUCACCUACAUGGAAUAUGCAUACCUGUAAAAAUAUUCAAUCGAGGUAUUUACAAGGAAAUCGUGCUUCGUAGUACCGCAUACAUCCGUCCACAAAGAACAGACGAUACUGUAGUACAAAUAAAAUCGAAGAAAAUUAUGAAAAUUCACAGCUUUGUGCUUGUCAACAAUAUAUGCUACUUAUACGGUCGUGAAAUUUUAAUAGCUCCAUGGACAUUCAACGGAAGGAUAUUGGACCACCUGUUUAAAGUACACGACACAGAAGGAGAUAUACUAAUCGUUAACGCCGAAGAUGUUCAAUGCAAAGUAAUAAACUUUUCAACCGGAAUCGAAGACUACGUCGCCUUCUUUCAAAAAAAUUUGGGAAUAUAGAAGAUUCAUGUUUUAGCAUAAAAAUAAAUUGUGCAGACUUUGAUUCGACAAGUACUGUACAUUAGAAGACUUCGCAAAAACAUUUUUUUAUGCAUCUUGAAUGAAGCAAUGAACAGGAUUCGGUGUUUUUGACAAUAAUGGUUUGAUUUUGUACACAAAAACGAUCUUCGCAGGAUACAAUAAUAAAUGAAAUUGAAGAAAACGGAGGAGACGAAAGAAACAAAAAAAACGGAGGAGACGAAGAAAACAAAGAAAACGAAGGUUUUCAUUUUGAAAGAGGCAAAGGACAGAAACGAAAGAAAAGAAGCAGCCAUAAAGA